AUGAUCUCUAUCGAUCGUCUCGAUGCCAUUCCGGAUAGACUGCUAAAUAUAGAAGGCUCAGUCGCCAUCACACACAAUUUCCUAUCUCUGCGCAAUUUGCGACGUGUCGUAAAUGAGGAUGUACGCGCGUGUACUCGGGAUAGCUCGGCGAAGAAUGACGACAAACUCCCUUCAAGCCGUUUGCGACAUGUCGUAAAUGAGGGCGUAUGUGGCCCAACAGUGAAUGGUGACAACGCUUCAAGCAAUUUACGACAUGUCGUAAAUGAGGGCAUAUGUGGCCCAACAGUGAAUGGUGACAACGCUUCAAGCAAUUUGCGACAUGUCGUAAACGAGGGCGUAUGUGGCCCAACAGUGGAUGAGGUUGGCCUACAGUCAAUGACGGACAGAGUCGUAGACGCGUUUGGAUUGGUUGAAGAAAGUGGACAAGUGGAAAGGUGGUUGGCAGAUAGACGACGAGACGGUUUGUUAUAA
Molecule: messenger RNA, 471 nt
Organism: Sphaeroforma arctica JP610
Lineage: Eukaryota; Ichthyosporea; Ichthyophonida
Exons: 2
Coding region: 1-471 (156 amino acids)
Source: RefSeq, a predicted model, not a curated record